AUGAAACAGGUGGCCGCUACCCCGCGUAUUAUCGGGCGUAGACUCUAUGCUUCGUUCACUGUUGCACCCAAGCUUGCCUUGUCGGAUUUGAACCGUUCGACCAUCGAGGCCAAAUACGCCGUGAGAGGCAAAAUCCCAAUCCGUGCCGAUGAGCUCAGCCAGGAGAUUGCCCAGAAUGAGAAAUUGGCUUUUAACGAGAUCAUCAGCGCCAACAUCGGCAACCCUCAGCAACUUGACCAGGCGCCCCUCUCGUGGUAUAGACAGACGCUUUCUCUCUUGCAAUACCCCGGUCUAAUCGAGCAGUUGAAAGAGUUAGACGAGACCACCAGAAACAAGCUUUACCCUGCUGACGUUAUCGAGCGUGCGUCGACUUUGCUCGGCAGCUUGGGUUCUGUAGGUGCAUACUCGCUGUCGCAAGGUGACCGCUUUGUCAGAAAAUCCGUGGCCGAGUUCAUCUCCAAACGUGACGGCUACCCCGCAAACCCCAACGACAUUUUCUUGACCGGAGGCGCCUCUGCUGCCGUGCUGUACUUGAUCCAGGUCUUGUCGCGUGGCGAGAACCUGGGCUUCUUGAUUCCCAUUCCCCAGUAUCCUUUGUAUACCGCCUCUAUUGCCUUGAACAACGCCACUCCAAUCGGAUACUACUUGGACGAGGCCAACGACUGGUCCACAGACCCCAAGCAGAUCCGCCAGUUAAUUGCGGAAAACAAGGACAAGGGCAUCGACGUCAAGAGCUUGGUGAUCAUCAACCCAGGAAACCCCACCGGUGCCAUUCUCUCGGAGUCCGACAUUUCUCAGCUUAUUGACAUUGCCGCCGAGCACGGCUUGGUGGUCAUUGCCGACGAGGUGUACCAGGAAAAUGUAUUCCACGGCCAAUUUGUGUCUGCCAAGAAGGUCUUGGCCAAGUUGCUCGAAAAGGACCCAGAGACAUAUAAGAAUGUCCAGCUUGUAUCGUUGCACUCCACGUCCAAGGGUGUCAGUGGAGAAUGUGGCCAGAGAGGUGGAUACAUGGAGCUCGUCGGCUUUUCGAAGGAGGUCCAAGACGUGAUCUUCAAGUUGGCCUCCAUCAACUUGUGUCCGGUAGUGACUGGCCAGGCUUUGGUUGAGUUGAUGAUCAACCCUCCAAAGGAGGGCACGCCUUCUCACGGUCUUUACCAGAAGGAAGUCUCGUCCAUCCACGAGGCUUUGGAGGAAAGAGCCACGCGGUUGCACGAGGCUUUCAGCAAAAUGGCCGACGUGGAGUGCAACAAGCCACAAGGUGCCAUGUACCUCUUCCCCAGACUCAACUUCGACAAGUCGCUGUACGCCAAGUUGCACGAGGCUUGCAAAGCUGAUGGCCUGUCGGUGGACGAGUUCUACUGCUCGGAUCUCUUGGAAAACACCGGUAUUUGCUGUGUUCCCGGCUCUGGGUUUGGCCAGGUGCCCGGAACGUACCACUUGAGAACCACGUUCUUGCCUCCAGGCACGAACUGGAUCGAGAGAUGGGAACUGUUCCACAAGAACUUUGUAGCCAAGUACAAGAACUAA
Metschnikowia bicuspidata var. bicuspidata NRRL YB-4993 is the source of this 1527-nucleotide messenger RNA. RefSeq names its product alanine transaminase (gene ALT1). Gene Ontology annotation, biological process: biosynthetic process. The transcript has a single exon. Lineage: Eukaryota; Fungi; Ascomycota; Pichiomycetes; Serinales; Metschnikowiaceae. Bases 1 to 1527 code for a protein of 508 amino acids. Gene Ontology annotation, molecular function: L-alanine:2-oxoglutarate transaminase activity; pyridoxal phosphate binding. The record is from RefSeq and is a predicted model, not a curated record.